Molecule: messenger RNA, 652 nt
Organism: Cloeon dipterum
Lineage: Eukaryota; Metazoa; Arthropoda; Insecta; Ephemeroptera; Baetidae
Gene: spt4
Product: Transcription elongation factor subunit spt4
Exons: 5
Coding region: 147-524 (125 amino acids)
Biological process (GO): regulation of transcription elongation by RNA polymerase II; transcription elongation-coupled chromatin remodeling
Cellular component (GO): DSIF complex; nucleus
Molecular function (GO): zinc ion binding; RNA polymerase II complex binding
Source: RefSeq, a predicted model, not a curated record
AUCAUCAUCAUUGUUAUUGUUGUGUUUCUCGUUUCUCAUCUCUGUGCUUCGCCCAGCUUCGCCGUGUAAUCUUCAGCCUUCAUUGGACUGUACAUUCGGCCAGAUAUUCUCAGUUCUUAACAGGUUCUUAAUCUACUGAAACGAUCAUGGACGACAAGCAAGAAAUUUUAAGGACGAUUCCUGCUAACUUGAAGCAGUUGAGAGCAUGCAUGUCUUGCUCUCUUAUUAAGUCAGCAGAUCAGUUUGAGAAAGAUGGAUGUGAUAACUGUGACACCUUUUUGCAUAUGAAAGGAAACAAAGAUGCAGUUAUCGAUUGCACAAGCACAAAUUUUGAUGGGAUGAUUGCUGCUAUGAGCAACGAGGACAGCUGGGUUUGCAGGUGGCAGAGGAUAAAUCCUUUGGUGAAAGGCAUGUACGCCAUAUCUGUCGCUGGGAGACUGCCCUCUCACGUUUUAAGAGAAAUGAAAAGAAGAAAUAUUCCAAUCAGAAACAGAGACACCCGCCAGAUGUAUAGUUCCACUUAAAACGACUUUGACGAUUGUUUGACACUUAACGGCUAUUCCAAAAAUUUUGGUGGCUUUAAUUGUAUUACUAUGAUAAACUAAAUGUAUAGAGUCUUACUUCAAAUAAAGCCAUUUUCCGAAUUUUCAUA